UACAGAGCUUAAGGGGAUCUCUGUAGAACAGAAGCUUCAUCAUCAUCAUCAUCAUCAUCUCUGCCACUUCAAUCAUUCAUUCAUGGCUAAAGCAUCUCACCAAAUAGAGAGAAACACCACUUUUCCAAUCCACACCAAGACAACCUCCUCCUCAUCCAAGUACAGCAAAAGAUGCUUCACCCUUCCUUUUUCUAUCAAUUCUCAAAGACUCUCCGCCUUCAUCCUCACCACAAGUCUCACAAUCUUUGCCCUCUCACGAAUCCCGAAUCUCCAGACCCCACCAUCUUCACCUUUAACACCGUCACCUCCCUGGUCUCUCAAGCAGCAGUGGCGUGAUAUCCUCAACACCACCCGAAGCUCUGGUGAUUCGACCCCAGAGGCUAAGCUCGAAGCUAUGGCCGAAAAGCUCCGUGAAUCAGUCACGUUUCUUCCACUCAAGGACGUACGCUUUGCGGACCGACCUCAAGAGGGCCACACGUGGUUCAUGAGCUCCAUGUACGACACUCAUGUCGAAGGCGAGGUCCAGUACCAGCACUUCCCCUCGGAAUCGUCGAAAGGUAGGGUUCUGUGCGUUAAAGGACGCGACACCCAUGAUGGGUCGUGGAACUACUACGCGCUAGCGUGGCCUGAAACUCUCCCAGCAAAUGCCACAUUCAUGAGAGGCCUGACCUUUGUUUCGUAUAAUCACUACCAUUAUGAUAACCUCUGGCACGGCUUGUCAUCCAUUUUCCCGUUCAUAUCGUGGCAUCAGAGGAACAGCUGCAGGUCCCCAGACCGGUGGGUCUUGUACCACUGGGGGGAGCUCAGGUUCAAGAUGUCACCAUGGCUGAAUAACUUGAUGGAGGCAACGUUUGGUAAGCAACCACCCAUAGAAGAGUUUGACAAAAAUGAGGAAAAUGGUCCAGUUUGUUUUGAGGAGGCAGUUGUUAUGAGACACAGUGAAGGUGGUAUGUCUAGACAGAGAAGAGUGGAGGCUUACGACUUAUUGAGGUGCAAAGCAAGAAAUUACUGUAAUAUGAAAUUGAGAGGUGAAAUCGAAGAGGUUAAUGGAAAAAAGACAAAUGAUAUUGUUGGUCUGACUAUGUUCAUGCGAAGAGGAGCGAGAUCAUUCAAGAAUGACUCGGCUGUGAUCGAGAUUUUUCAGAGAGAAUGCAAUAAGGUCAAAAGGUGUAGUCUGAUGGUGGCUUACUCCAGUAAUCUCAAUUUCUGUGAACAGGUGAAAUUGAUGAGCAUGACAGACAUUCUAGUGUCUCCACAUGGUGCGCAGUUGACCAACAUGUUCCUGAUGGACAGAAACAGCAGCAUAAUGGAGUUCUAUCCGAAAGGGUGGUUGAAAAAUGCAGGAGUCGGCCAGUAUGUUUAUCGCUGGUUAGCUAGUUGGUCAGGGAUGAGACACAAGGGUGCUUGGAGGGAUCCAGAUGGAGAACCAUGUCCCUAUCCGGAAGAAGAUCGUCGAUGUAUGUCCAUCUACAAAAGCGGCAAAAUUGGAUAUAACAAGACAUUUUUUACAGAGUGGACGAGAAAUGUCCUUCAAGAGGUCAUUACCACCAGGAAAGUAGGAGCACCGUCGAAGAAUUCUUUCGGUGGCUGUGCUUGCAGCUAGAUCAGCCUCUUUUAGAUCUCAAACUAUACAUAGAGUUUAAUGCAUAAAAAGAACAAAACAAACAUGUCUAUUCUUCUCUAGCGUUCUCGACGUACUUGUGGAAGAGUUCUCUAGGCCAGGAGAAAGUGCCGUUGCAACAAUAAAAUCAAAUGUUUGAACC
This is a messenger RNA of Syzygium oleosum, 1763 nucleotides long. RefSeq lists its product as uncharacterized. The transcript is spliced from 2 exons. The coding region runs from base 83 to 1603 and encodes 506 amino acids. NCBI's taxonomy places the organism in Eukaryota, Viridiplantae, Streptophyta, Magnoliopsida, Myrtales, Myrtaceae. The record is from RefSeq and is a predicted model, not a curated record. Gene Ontology annotation, molecular function: glycosyltransferase activity.